Amoebophrya sp. A120 is the source of this 2920-nucleotide messenger RNA. The record is from the annotation of a GenBank genome assembly. NCBI's taxonomy places the organism in Eukaryota, Dinophyceae, Syndiniales, Amoebophryaceae.
CACACAGCUAGUAUUUGGACUGGUCACUUCCAGAUUUAAGCAUUCCCAUUCGCAAUUAAUCGUAUACAACCCGUCACUACGAACAUCCAAUUUCCUCUUCUCGGAGUCGGUGGACCCAGUUUUACUUAAUACUAAGGGAGAUUUUGUAAGACUUGCAGAAGGCCUGUAUUUUGCAAAGUCAUUUUUUUGAAAUUCUGCGCUAAGAAGUAGAAAAAACUACUGAAGCUGCACAAGAGACAAAAAAAAGGAAACGCUGCAAGCUCACUCUUCACUUGCGCUUUCACGUAAAAACAAGUAACAGUCGUGGGCUUUUUUUUUUCACUUACCCCCUGCUUCCUCCAGGCUAUUUCUCUACGAAAUUAUAAAUGAUGUUAGCCGCCCAUUCUUCACGGGUGCACGACAAGGGACGGCUCUCUCAGAGUCCCCGCAUGCAUGUCCCUGCCUCUAUCGUUGCUGGUGCGAAGAUUUUUGGGUUAAUGUUGCAACUUUGCUGCUCCUUGUCGUCCCUGUUCGUCCACGUAGAAGGAUUUCAGGUGAUGACCCCAGCAACGAGCCGCUUUUCGCUAUCUUCUCUAUGUCUAGGUCGGACGAAGGGCAAGGCUGCAGCUUCUCACGACCCACUUGUGGAUUUGUUCACACGAGAGCCUGGGCUGGCGGACCAGGUUCUGUCCUUCCUUGACCCUGUACAACGUAUCAACAGAAAAAAGCGAGCGCGUCGCUAUGUUCGAAAAUUUUGUCAUGAUAGAAAUAAUAAAUAUGCGUACUUCCCGUCGUAAUUAGAAUUACACAAAAUGAAACGAUCUACCAUGGAGGACGAGCCGCUACUGUGCUCCUGGUCACGAAUGUUGACACGUCAGACGAGACAGGAGAUUGUUUUCAACUCAAAAUUGUGCAUGCUCUAGCUUUUUUCCGGAUGAUAACUGAGGGGCAGCUCCCAGCAGCAAGCCGUCUCAUGAAAGCAGGAGUGAGGCAGCAAGACAUACGCCUCCGGCAGCAAAAAACUUUCCGAGCCCUCCUGCAGCCACUUCUAUCUCAAGACGAAAGCACAAGGACUGAUGCGCGCCAGGGUGGCUUUGUUUUUCCGGAGGAGGUCAUACAAUCGUUCGAAGAAAACGCAAUGGCGGUCCGGCGCGCACUCUUUGCUCUGCAGGGAGAGAACCUGCAAGAUGGGACCACCGUGGCUCCCAACAGAAGGAAUAUGUCUUGGAUCAGGACACUCUGGAAGCGUGUGACCAAGCAGCCGUUCUUGCAUACUCAAUACCCCAAAACUCUAGCGCACGCCCUGACUGAAUUAGAAACGCAGCUUGGGCACGAAACGGAAGACAUGGUGGUUGAGGACUCGUCGGAGCUGCAACGGAGGCACUAUCGUAAGCCGCACUUUGUCGCGGUUGCGGAACCAAAACCUUUCGGACUUCAAAACGUCGGUGAUCACCGCUAUCCCGGUACUUGUUUAAGGCUCGUGUCAGCAGUCGUGGACAACGAGGAGGACUACGGUAAGUGGCAGAAGAGUAAUGGUUCCCCAGAAACCACCACACUGUACGACAAGUACAUUAAUUUUCCAGACUCUCGACCAGGACCACGGCGGGUGGAGCUCCAGCACUGCCGGCACACCAGCCAGAAGCCUAGUAUCAAAUGGCAAAAAGCCUCUCGCGCUCGCCAGCAACCACUUGGGACAUGAUGGCGCCCGAAAGUUGUAUAUUGAAUCUGUAUGAUUUUUGCUGGACAAAUUGAUGCGCUGUCUUGUCGAGUGCACCAAUAUGAUUUCCUAUAUCAAUCGCGUUCUUUGGUUUGACAUAAAGCUAGAAGCGGCUUUCGCUUGUUCACAAGCUGUCUAUCUUACCCUUGCGUGGACGUGAAAAUCAAUAUGUCCACAACUUUGUACUCGCUCCAACCAUCAAUCUAGCAUCAUGCGACGCAACCCAUCAAUAAUGAUGGGUACAAGGAAAAAUGCGUGGCGCUUUUUUGUUUGAUACAGCGAACGGCGCUGCGGCUUGCAUCAGCUUGGAAACCUGCAGCCGGAUUCCCCCACUUCAGUGACGAAGAAAACGAACGUCUUUGGGAGGACUACGGUAGUAUCCUCAAAGUCACCGGCCACUGCAGCGUAGUACUCGCCAAAUCAAGCAACUACACAGACGCAGCUUCCACCUUGACGACCAAAGACGAGCUGCACACGGCCGCCCGGAGCGGCGAGGAACUUUUUGCCGGCUUGAAGCUACAAAUUUCUCUGACUCUUCGCCAAGACGAAGACCGGGCCCGACAGCUGAAGUCUCAAGUUGUGGUCGAGAUCUCGAACAGAAAUGAAUUUUGAGUGGCUCGGGGACAAAUGUCUCUCGACUAGAAGAAGAAGAGGAUUUAUUUUGCACUAAAAAUUUCUUUCUGCUACAGUACAACUUGCGCGACACAGCAGAGUCUGUUGCGCUGGCGUUUUUUUUUUUGUCCGGUAGUGGACAACUGCUACUCCUACUCCUCCUGCCGUUCAUUUGAAAAAAAUCGACCUCAACAGUAAAGAACCUCAAGAACAGUGGUCGCGUCGUGCGGGUCCCCCUGCAUUGAAAAUUUUCGUCGAAUUUGCAGGAUCUUCUUCGGCUAGGUCCUCAAGUCUUGCGGUUGGAGCAAGAAAUAAAUCACUUUUCCUACAUCACUGACACAAAAGAAGAUGAAGAAAAAAGUAGCAUGUUGUACUUGAACAGUACGUGGUAGCUACUGAUCUUGACUGCCCAAGUACUUCUUUCGAAAUUCGAUUGCUGUAUACCUGUCGCUGUCCCUGUCGCUAGUAUGAUCCGCAUGACUUUCCGAAAAUGUUGCUUUUGAAUAAAUCUUCAUUACACAACAACUCAGAUAUUUCUUCGAACGCGGUAAGUAGCAGUAAAUCGCCGGAGAAGAAAAGAUGAACAUACCAAGAGCAAAUGGAACAAGCCAC